Paramacrobiotus metropolitanus is the source of this 2435-nucleotide messenger RNA. RefSeq names its product probable G-protein coupled receptor No18. NCBI's taxonomy places the organism in Eukaryota, Metazoa, Tardigrada, Eutardigrada, Parachela, Macrobiotidae. Gene Ontology annotation, molecular function: adrenergic receptor activity. The coding region runs from base 321 to 2327 and encodes 668 amino acids. Gene Ontology annotation, biological process: adenylate cyclase-activating adrenergic receptor signaling pathway. The record is from RefSeq and is a predicted model, not a curated record. The transcript has 4 exons. Gene Ontology annotation, cellular component: membrane.
CCUUCGCCAAGGAUGGCAAAAAGUCAUUCCCAGUGGUUGUGUUAAAAAGGAAAGUCACUAACCGUUAUCCAAUAGUUUAAUUUGGUGUAAAUGAGUCCUUCUUGACUAUCUGCCCCACAACACACACGGCUCCUGUAAACACUGCACACACGCAGAGAUAUAUUCUCUUUGUGUGUAUAUAUAAAACGCGCCUACCGCACAAUCGAUUGCCAAUAAUCCAGCACCCGCGUAAAACGUGAACAUUGUGGAAAUGAGCGUAAAGGGCUGCCGUUCGCAAGAUAUCAGCGCACGAUACAUCAUAUCCCUGUCAGACAAUCGCCAUGGACAACGCGUCAGCCAAUGUCUCCAGCAGUACAACGGUUGACCUUUACCGGGCGAUUCCGGUGUCGAUCCUCUUAGCCGUCAUCGAUCUCAUCGUCAUCUUCGGCAACAUUUUGGUAAUUUUGGCGGUACUGACCACCCGCACACUGCGGCAGAUAACGUGUAAUUAUUAUAUUGUGUCCCUGGCUGUGUCGGAUUUACUCUUGGGCAUCUGUGUACUGCCAUUCAGCUCGGUAUACGAGAUUCUAAAUUACUGGAUUUUUCCGUCGUUCUUUUGUGUCAUCUGGUUAACCGCGGAUGUUCUUAGUUGUACGGCUAGUAUACUGAAUUUAUUAUGCAUCUCCGUCGACCGGUAUCUGGCCAUUUCCAGGCCGCUCCACUAUCACAAUUACAGCUCCACCAAAUUUGUCUUGAUUAUGAUUGGUGCGGCGUGGGUGUUAGCCAUUUUCGUCUCCGUGGCACCGGUGUUUGGAUUCGAGAGCGGUGCCGGUGAUGGUGCGGGACGGACGGACGAAUGCAAAGUGGCGGCGAGCGGCUUGUUCUGGGCUUUGUACAGUUCCGUUGGCUCAUUUUUCCUUCCAUUAUUUAUCAUGCUAUUCCUCUAUUAUCGCAUUUAUUUGGUGGCGGCCAAACAUAGUAAGUUUAUGCGGGAAGAAAGGGAGCGUUUUGCUUCGUAUGCACUGCCGCGGGAUGAAGUGCCGGCGCCGACAACCGCUGUCGCCGCGGAUACCGGUCGCAACAUGUCGAUAGCGGACAGUGAAUCAAUUGCGGCGAAACCCGAUCAUCCGCGGAUAUCACGGGUGAGCAAAGUCACCAUUCAGUCGGCGGAAACACCACAGGGCGACUAUCAGAUCCUGCCCAAAGACUCGGUCCAACUCCAGCCGGGCACAAUGAAAAGGUCAACCCUUAUGAAACGACUGCGCCGGAUGUCGAAGGAUCAAAAGGCGGCCAAAACGCUUUUCAUUGUCAUGGCUUGUUUUAUCGGCUGUUGGCUGCCGUUCUUCACCGUCUACCUAAUCGAUGGGGUGUGUAAACAGUGGUGCGCCAUUCCGUCAUGGAUAUUUAAAGUGAAUUUCUGGUUGGGUUACUGCAACUCCAUGUUGAAUCCUGUGAUAUACGCGGCAAGUUCGCACGAAUUUCGGACAGCAUUCCGUCGCAUCCUGCACUGCGCACUGAACCCCAUUAACACCGACCAAUUUGCCGAAAUGGACCAUCAUCGUGCCCAGAAUAAGAUGGCCAGUAGCUCCACGGGAAACGCAUUAUCAACCGGUCGACCAACUGGGAAUGGCUUGUCAAAAACGGCUAAUCGCUUAAGACAUUGUGUAGCAUCGCAUUUUAUUAGGAAGCGAACUAAUAACAGUCAUGAACCGGCAAAAUCUGAUCGAUUUCCGGCUAAUACCAAUGUUGCCGGCGAGAAUUAUCCUCCUGUUGUCCAACAAGAUACACGACUUUCCCCAAUUACAUCUCCGGGACAACAAGUCCGGAAAAUUGCAAAUUUAACUCUUGAGAAGCAGCCUCUUGAAAUCUCAUCAGAUGCUAACGCGACCCUUUCCACGGCCGACCACAGAUUAGGAUCCAAUCAAGUCAAUAGCCCAGUAAAGUAUCCUUACUCGAACACAUGCGCCAGCGGAACAUAUGCGUCACCGGAAGUAGUACCUGUUGUUGUUAAUACAAAUACGCGUGCGCAAGUGCUGCUCACUCCUACAUCGCCCAGCGGAUCCCUUACGCCGGUCCUUACACCAGACAGCGCCUCUGCCGCCGCCGGAAGUCCCGGUUUGCCUGACCGGGAAAACUGGAUAACCACUAAAAAUAAAGCCAAACGCGUUGUUGCCAUCCUGGUGAAUAAAUUCCCCCACUAUAACAGUCCAGAAAAGAGUCCCAUUACCAAUGGCGUAAUACAGCGCGUGGUAGAGGUGGCCGAUGCGGGAAUUUCCACCAACGAGCCCGAGGUCACCGACAUCGGCGUACAGACCAGUGUAUCGUUUGUGGAUUUAGGACUUAUUUAAACUCACAAUUAUUUGUUUUUUUGCUCAAACUUCUCAUGAUUCGAGACAAAGUAUUACUCUGCAAGGUGCAAACCGAGACUAAUAAGCAACUCGAAACGCCGGAUUGUU